Messenger RNA from Cimex lectularius (bed bug), 1705 nucleotides. RefSeq names its product max dimerization protein 1-like. The record is from RefSeq and is a predicted model, not a curated record. NCBI's taxonomy places the organism in Eukaryota, Metazoa, Arthropoda, Insecta, Hemiptera, Cimicidae. The coding region runs from base 150 to 797 and encodes 215 amino acids. The transcript is spliced from 6 exons. Gene Ontology annotation, molecular function: DNA-binding transcription factor activity, RNA polymerase II-specific; protein dimerization activity; RNA polymerase II cis-regulatory region sequence-specific DNA binding. Gene Ontology annotation, biological process: regulation of transcription by RNA polymerase II.
AGAGCCCCGCUCACUACGCGUUUGACAUCAAUAAAUGCAGCAGUGAGUUUGGAGGGCGCGGACUACUCCAGGUUUCAGCCCGUUUCCCAGUCGGACUAACACGUUUUUCUUAUUAAACCGUGACUUUUUAUCAUUUCAAAGACUCGGAAAUGAGCAUCGCUGCGUUAUUAAGGGCGGCAGAGUACUUGGAACGGCGAGAGAGAGAGGCCGAACACGGUUACGCCUCGACACUUCCACCCGACGAUCUAAGAAACGUGAUUAAAAGGCCAAAGACAAAAAAAUCCCAGGGAAGCAGGACGACCCACAACGAGCUCGAAAAAAAUAGGCGAGCACACCUUCGAAAUUGCUUGGAAAAACUAAAGGAAUUGGUACCACUUGGGGGUGAUUCUGCGAGGCACACAACCCUGGGCCUCCUUACGAAGGCAAAAAGGUUCAUUAAGAACCUCGAACAACAAGAAAAGCGAUCCGCCAUACAAAAAGAUCAUCUGCAGCGUGAGCAGAGGUUCUUGAGGCGGAAGCUUGACUCUCUGAGUGGUGGAAUCAACAAACGGAGAUCGAUCUCCGAAUGUUCGGUGUCUACUGUCUCUAGUACACACUCGACCCAGAGUAAUGUGUCUUCCCUGCAUCUCUCAUCCCCGUCCUCCAUCUCUGAAUCUGAUGAGGUGGAUGUGAUAGGUUACACAAGUAACCAGAGUGACAGCGACGAUCACUCAUCAGUCCAAUCGAUGUCAAGUGACAGUGGUGUGGCGAUGUCAACAUCUCGCCUUUCCCUUGUCGACAUGCGCCAUUCCCUCUAGGUACUUCCCUAGUCCUUAGUUGCAGCAAUAAACAUUGCAGUUUCGUGAUAAGAAACACUACAUGAAAAAUUGAAUCUACAGACCACUACUUCAAAAUAAAAACACUCCUGUGACCAGGCUCUGAAAUGGCAACCAAAAAAUUAAAAAAAUUUAUAUAUAUAUAAUAAUAUAAAAAAAGAAGAAAAAUACAUAAGAAAAUCGAGGACAUUGAACCUCCUCACCGUUUUGGCCUACACAUAGUGAUGGGCAGCGGUCUUUGGCAUGAUAGAUGUUUCUGUUUCAGUUAUGGGUUGUUUAUACGCAUUGUUGUAUCAUACAUAUCUGUUAGUUCAUGUUAUAUGUAAUAGUAUAGGGAAGAAUCAGAGUCUGGGCCUUUCUAUAUUCAAUAUGAACUCUGUGUACUAAUUUAUUUAAUAAUGUUGAAUAGUUCUAUUUCUACAUUCCAAUUCAGAUAGAACAGAAUCUUUCUUAAUUGUUUCAACCUGUACUUUAGGCCUAGACUUUUCAUUUUCAAAAUUCUUUGUAAUGGGGAAAAAUCAAAACAAUUUCUAAAGUUGUAGCCAUAGUGCAUUUUUUCGCUCAAUUUUUUUCCCGUUUUAACUAUCAUGAAAUGAAAAUUGUUUAUUGAAUUCCUGCCCCCUUAAUAUUAUAAUCAUGGUGGUUGUGUGUUAUGUAUGUGUAUGUAGUUUAGAGUGAACUAUAUACACAUACAUAUAUACAUCUACAUAUUCACUCUGUUUUAUCUGUGUAAAUAGUUAUGUUGUACCUGGAUAAAAUAAUGUUUAUAAUACAAAGAAAAAAUAACUAUUUCAAAUUGGAUAUAAUAGUAUAUUUUCACAAAAGUGAAGCAAUGGACGAAUAGUUGUCUGUCUGUUUACGUGUGUGUUAGCCUGUCUUAUGUGCUUGUU